Molecule: messenger RNA, 897 nt
Organism: Bacidia gigantensis
Lineage: Eukaryota; Fungi; Ascomycota; Lecanoromycetes; Lecanorales; Ramalinaceae
Exons: 4
Coding region: 1-897 (298 amino acids)
Source: RefSeq, a predicted model, not a curated record
AUGUCCUUUCCGGUGACUGCCUUGGUCAAUCCCGCUCUACGAGAUAAUGAAAGCUUGCUAUUCUACGCAACACAGAACCGCCAGCUUGCACUUCAACGCUGGUCUUUCCAGCCCAGUGUGCAGACGACUGAUUUCCACGAAAACGGCCUUUGGCAGGGCCCUAUCGUUCUUCCUAGUGCACUAGCAUCGUUUGUUCAGAGGGGACUGUCAAACGUAUAUGGCUUCAUCAAAGCACCUGGCGCCAAGAAUGAGGACCCCAUGAUUAUCGCCCAGCUCAGUCCAGUGACGCAGCUCCUCACUACCGGAGACGAGCUCACCACCUCGUUCUCUGGUCUUGCUGCCACUGGCGACGGUAAUGAGAACGUCUACGUCUACUAUCUCAAGAAUUCUGGCCCUGGCACGAGUGCGGCGAUCCAGCAAUGUUCGCUCGGUAACAACGAGCCCGAGUUUAAUCCUUUCGACAACCCGACUCCGGCUUCCACAUCAAGGAUCGCUGCCGUGCAUGUGGGAGAUGGCACUCGUCUGAUUUUCUUCCAGAAGUCCAACAAUGAUAUUCAGUUCAUCAAUAGCUCUGAAACCAAUCCGGAUGCGCAUACCAUACAUGAUACUGGUAGUGCCGCUCCGAGCACCCCUCUCACAGCUAUUGUUUACACCGAAGGCGGCGUUCCCAGUGUGUACCUCUACUUCGUGAGCGGUCAAAAGAAGAUCAUGCGAGCCACCGCGAACGUCAGCAAUCUUGACUCGAUAGUUUGGUCUACCCCGGCGACACGUGACAAGUUGAAGCUCGUCAGCGCCGAUUCGCAGCUUUGCGCUACCGUAUCUGCGAAAGAGAACAUGGUGUUUUACGUUGAGAGUGGUGCGAAAGACUACAAUAUCCAUCGGGACCCGAGGACCUGA